AUGUCUCGACCAAAGAGGAACCCAAAUUUUACUACUGCAGAAAUUUCUAUGUUGACUGAAGAAGUGGAGAAACGGAAGGACGUGAUAUUCUCUCGACAGAAUUCAUCUGUGACCAACCAGGCAAAAAAGGGAGAAUGGGACCUAAUCUGUGAAAAAGUGAAUGCCGUAAAUACAUCCCAUUUACGUACAGCAGAUAAACUGAAAAAGAAAUGGAGUGUUCUCUGUAGUGAGACAAAGAAAAAAAUUUCCAAAUUAAAGCAGGAGCAAGUGAGGACUGGUUGCGGUCAAUUGCCUGCGGAUUGUAGCGUAACCCCUGUGGAGGACAAAAUACAGUCCAUUAUUGGAGAAACUGCAAUAUCUGGAGUAGACGGGGGCAUUGACACUCUUGAAGAGGUGUCUUAUGGUAUGGCAGGAAAAGGGGCACUAAUCAUCCCAGCGGCUGACCAGUCACUUGAAGGAUCAACGGAUACUAUAGCUACAUGUAGAUCUACAACUUCAAACAGACAGACUUCUACAGAGGGCGCAAAGAAAUGUAAGGUAGACGUUAAAACACCUUCGCUGGAUUUAAUUGAUGUUGAAAAGACUGGAAAUAGAAAAAAAGAGACUUGA
This is a messenger RNA of Saccostrea echinata, 609 nucleotides long. RefSeq lists its product as uncharacterized. NCBI's taxonomy places the organism in Eukaryota, Metazoa, Mollusca, Bivalvia, Ostreida, Ostreidae. The transcript is spliced from 3 exons. Bases 1 to 609 code for a protein of 202 amino acids. The record is from RefSeq and is a predicted model, not a curated record. Gene Ontology annotation, cellular component: nucleus.